AUGGGCCGGUACAUCGUUUUCCUUGUCUUGCUUGGUCUGAUGUUUGCGGAGGCAUCCGCAAUCUCUGAGACGUACCCACAAGCUAAAACGAUCCAGGGAUCGAACCAAGCUAUUUGCACAUCCGAUGAAUGCAUUGAUUCAGCAAACAGAAUUCUGACAGCUAUGAAUCCUAGUGUCAAUCCGUGUGAUGAUUUUUACGAGUUUGCUUGCGGUGGAUACAUGAACAAAAACUACCUUCCGCAAACCGGAUCAAAAAGUCACGCGGGGGACCUGAUCCAACUUGUUGAUUAUCGAAUCAAGGAAAUUUUUAACGAAGGAAUUUCGCCGUCAAUGCCUGAAACCGUGAAACAGGCGAUCGACUACUACGAAAAAUGCACCGACGAUGCCGCACGGAACACGAUCGGGCUGGAGCCGAUGUUCAAGCUGCUCGAAUCGAUUGGUUUGCCGCGAGUUCCAACUCAGCACAACCGCCAAAUUCGACCAUGGUCCGAGGUCUUGAUUCGAGGAGACAAAAUGACUGGCAAAACUCCGUUCUUCAAUAUAGAAAUCGAACAGAAGCACGGAAAUACUUAUUUGACGUGGAACGUUCAAAAACAACAUUUUAAUAAACAGUUGUUCGAGGAAUUCUUCAACACGCUCAACAGUCACUUUAGGUUUGAAGUAAUUGAUGCCCAGGAAGCCGCACGAGACCUUUUCAGUUUCUACUCUUCUCUGUUUGGAAUGUCUGAUAUUUUACAAAUUUGGAUGACUGUGGAUGGACUGCAGCAAUUAACGGGUUUUGACUGGAAGCAGUUCCUGACGAGCUUCUUGGAAGACUCCAUUUUUAAGUUCGACCUGGAGAAAGACAAAAUCCUCGUCAGAGGUCCAUCUUAUGCAAAACAACUGUUUGAUAAGCUCUACCUCGCGCAACCUGAGCAAAUAGAUUUCUACACUUGGUUCUUCUACUUCUACGCAAUGGCUCCUCACACAACGACUGCCUUUCGAGAUAAAUACAUCGAGAUGGAGCCUCUCUUAAAAUUGCCCGGUCCACAGCAAACUGUCGACUUGCAGAUGCGGUGCAUCGCGCAGGCCCGCCGCGUUUUCCCGGACGCAAUCAGCUAUGCAUACAUCAGUAAAUACUUUGACGAAGAAAUAAAGCAAAAGACGGAGGUGAUGGUGGAAGACAUUUACCAGGCAUUCAAACUGCUUAUCAAAGGUCUAGGCUGGAUGGACGAGCAGACGAAACGAUUUGCCCUGGAAAAACUCGAUGCUAUCAAGCAGAAUAUCGGAUAUCCGAAUUGGUUGAUGGCUCCUGGAGCUCUUGACCUUAGAGAUGUCAGAGGAGACUGGCUGACGAUGAAUAUGAAAGUAAACAUUAUGUUCGCGAAAAAAUACGAUGUGGAGAAAUUCAUUGGUAAAAGUUGGACAGGACUAUCCAAGAUUUCAGUGAAUGCUUUUCAUGUUGUUCAAGAAGUUGCGAUCUACGUUCCUGCUGGGAUUAUGCACCCUCCCUUUACCGGAAACGGGCUUGCAUCCUUGAAUUACGCAUCUCUUGGAGCGAUCAUAGGGCACGAGAUGACGCACGGUUUCGACACAAUCGGUCAUGCCUUUGACAAAAAUGGCGAGAAAAAUAUGUGGUGGUCAAACGAAACACUGAAAAACUUCUAUGAGCGCGUCCAGUGCAUGGUCGACCAAUACAGCCAAUUCCAAAUCCCUGAACUUGGACCCAACGUUAAGUUGGAUGGCGCUAAAACCAUUGGUGAAAAUAUCGCAGACAACGGAGGCCUGCGUGAGGCCCUUCUCGCCUACGAAAUUUUGAAAUAUCGCCAGACGCACAACGGCACUCACGUCUUCCCUGACCCUGAGCCUUACCUUCUAGGUCUCAACGGCUUGUCGCACAAGCAACUCUUCUUCCUCGGCUUUGCCAAUAUGUGGUGUGUAAAGGAAUCGCCGGAUAUUAUAAGCCUAAAGUUAAACGUAGACACGCAUAGUCCUAGUCGUCAAAGGGUCCUGGGCACCCUGGCCAACAACAAGGAGUUUGCUGAAGCGUGGAAAUGUCCUCUCGGAUCGAGAAUGAAUCCAGUUAAGAAGUGCAUCGUUUGGUAG
Cloeon dipterum is the source of this 2085-nucleotide messenger RNA. RefSeq names its product neprilysin-like. Gene Ontology annotation, biological process: protein processing. Gene Ontology annotation, molecular function: metalloendopeptidase activity. Gene Ontology annotation, cellular component: plasma membrane. NCBI's taxonomy places the organism in Eukaryota, Metazoa, Arthropoda, Insecta, Ephemeroptera, Baetidae. The record is from RefSeq and is a predicted model, not a curated record. The transcript is spliced from 16 exons. The coding region runs from base 1 to 2085 and encodes 694 amino acids.